Messenger RNA from Vitis riparia (riverbank grape), 2069 nucleotides. Its product is annotated as alpha-1,6-mannosyl-glycoprotein 2-beta-N-acetylglucosaminyltransferase. Gene Ontology annotation, biological process: protein N-linked glycosylation; oligosaccharide biosynthetic process. Gene Ontology annotation, cellular component: Golgi stack; Golgi membrane. The record is from RefSeq and is a predicted model, not a curated record. Lineage: Eukaryota; Viridiplantae; Streptophyta; Magnoliopsida; Vitales; Vitaceae. The coding region runs from base 591 to 1904 and encodes 437 amino acids. Gene Ontology annotation, molecular function: alpha-1,6-mannosylglycoprotein 2-beta-N-acetylglucosaminyltransferase activity. The transcript has a single exon.
GUUUCCGGAUUUAGAACUCCAAACUCUUAUUAAACUAUCAGAUAAACUACAAUUUUCCAUUUUCAAAGUCUUUUGCUGAUAAGUAUCCCGGGAGUCUUCCUAGCCUGUUUUCUGCUGUGCAGACUCGGUCAACCAUGUAAUCCCCUCCGUUGAUCUCGCAGAUUUAGCACGUUUCAAAGCUUAAAGAUCAGACUUUUUGAGUACCCAUUUGGGGGUUUUCCUCUUCUGAUCUGUGAUAUGCAUAUAGAAGAGGACCUUGUUUCUUUUGUUCAUUUGAUUUGCAGCAUCUGAGGGCUGGGGUUUCAGGUUUGAGUUCAGGGAUUCAAUCUGAUGAAGCUUUGGAUACUUCAAUCUCACUGUGAGGGCAGUUUUGGAGGUUUUUGACGCUUACCCUUUUGCUCAUUCAAUCUCUUCUCAAACGGGUUGGUGCUGUUUUUCUUAUUAUUGACUGCUUGAUUAUCAAGUUUUGAUUUUUCUUUCCUUGGAAUGGUGGGUUUUCUGGUUUUUUUUUUUUAUGAACUUUGAAGCGGUAGAAGCUGCAACCAUAACUGCCGCAGAACGGUUUUGAGGCUUUGUGUGUUGUCGGCUUCAUGGCUUCCAACAAGAAACCCAGAAUCAAAUAUGCAGCUCUUCGCAGAUUCUUGGCUGUGGUUUUGAUUACUUUGUUAGGAGUUUUUCUGUUGAUUUUUCUCCUUAGAACAAAUUCAAUUUCAAGUUUUGUUGAUGGGCCUCAGGAUGAAGAAGUAGAUGAAGGCUACAAAUUGAAUGAUAACUACUCUCAUUAUAGACAAAUACUCAAUCUUCCUAAACAGAAUAAAUUGUCAAUUAGAUUGGACAAGCUCAACCAGAUGCCUCCUAGAAACAUAGAUCUUUAUCCAAAUCUACCUAAGGAUCAUAUAACUAUUGUCCUAUAUGUUCACAAUCGACCUCAGUAUCUCCGAGUUGUAGUUCAGAGCCUCUCUCAGGUAGUGGGGAUUAGUGAAACUUUACUUAUAGUCAGCCAUGAUGGGUAUUUUGAGGAGAUGAACAAAAUUGUGGAAGGCAUUGAGUUCUGCCAAGUGAAACAGAUAUUUGCUUCCUAUUCUCCCCAUGUCUUUCCCAAUAGCUUUCCUGGUAUCUCACCAACAGACUGCAAGGAUAAGGAUGACCCGAGAAAGAAACAUUGUGAAGGAAAUCCUGAUCAGUAUGGGAACCAUAGGUCACCAAAGAUUGUGUCAUUGAAGCAUCAUUGGUGGUGGAUGAUGAACACAGUGUGGGAUGGAUUGGAGGAGACUCGGGGUCACUCGGGUCACAUUCUUUUCAUAGAGGAAGACCACUUCAUUUUCCCUAAUGCAUAUCGCAGCCUGCAGCUACUCACAGCUCUGAAGCCAAAGAAAUGUCCUGAUUGCUAUGCUGUGAAUUUAGCACCAUGUGAUGUGAACUCCAAGGGAGAAGGAUGGGAGAAUCUGAUUGCUGAGAGGAUGGGAAAUAUCGGCUAUGCCUUUAAUCGGACUGUGUGGAGGAAAAUCCAUAGGAAGGCUACAGAAUUUUGUUCUUUUGAUGAGUACAACUGGGAUAUAACAAUGUGGGCUACAGUUUUCCCCUCAUUUGGUCGCCCUGUUUACACACUACGUGGGCCAAGGACUACUGCUGUUCACUUUGGGAAGUGUGGUCUUCAUCAGGGCCAGGGGGAGAGGGGUGCUUGCAUUGAUCAUGGCUCGGUGAAGAUUGAUGUAGAAGACAUUGAUAAGGUUGUCAACAUCAAACCAGAAUGGGGAGUGCAUGUGUAUAAGAAACAGCCUGGGUAUCAAGCUGGGUUCAAAGGUUGGGGAGGCUGGGGGGACAAAAGGGAUCGUGAAUUGUGCUUGAAUUUUGCUUACAUGUAUCACUUGCGCGACUAUCCAUCUCCAUCUGCAACGAGUUGAGGUGCCUUGUGAGAUCCUGGAUUCUUCUGCUGAGUAGUUUAGGAAAGGCAUAAUUAGCAACUGGUUGUUUGUAACAUCUUGUAGGAUUUCUCAUAUUAUUUUUCCACGAUAUCACAUAAAUGAAAUCUGAUUUUUCUUCUCUAUUGGGCAAAUUUGUAUUGGUUU